UGUGAUCCCUUCUGAUCUGUAAACAUUGUCAACAAAUGCGAAAUGUGAUUGCUCCUAUUGAGCAAAAAGUCCCUAGGUUGGAUGGGAAGGCCAUGGAGGUGACCACUGCUGAAGCCUGCCGCCAGCAUGCACUUGGUAGUUCAGCACUUGGUGUGCUAUCAAGGACUCCUGUGGUUGUACUGGACAGGCUUGACCUUCCAGCUUUCGACAAUGAGCCGAAUCCAAAAGUCAGACGAGAUGCCUUUACUGACUUGGACAGCAUCUGGAAGACACCCGUGGUUCUGUUGGAGAGGCUCAACAUGGCAACUUGUCGACAAGACACUGAACGCAACUUUCAGAAAGAUGGGACUAUAGACUCAAUGUGUGUAUCAUCAAAAACUCCUGUGGUUGUACUGGAGAGGCUCGACCUUGCAGCUUGCGGCAUUGAGCCGGAACUGAACGUUCGCAUGCAGAGGAAACCUGUUGUGAUGCUGAAUGGUCGGGAUUUCACAGCGGAUACGGACAAGGCGCAGGCAAACAUUCUGAAAGACAUGGCUCCUGACAUUACGAGCUUAAUGAGAUCGCCCAGAGUGGUGCUGAAGAGGUUAGACUCGACAGCGUACGCUGCCGAGGCUAAACAGACCUCCCAACAAGGCGGGACACUCGACGAUGAAAGCUUCCUGAGAACGCCCAGGCUGGCGCUGAAGAGGUUCGACUCGGCAGCGUACGGUGCUGAGACUAAGCAGACCUCCCGACAAGGUGGGGCACCUGAUGUUGAAAGCUUGCAGAGAACUCCUGUGGUGCUGCUGGAAAGGCUAGACUUGUCAGCUUACAGCCCCAAGCAAGACGCAGCUCCUGGCUCGGUUAGCGUCGGCCAUUAUUGCAAAUCUUGCAAACAGCAUUUGAACAGACUCAAGACCGUGCAGCUUCCCGGCGACUUGGUGAACGAAAAAGAGCUGUUGGCAAGGCCAGAGUUCCUUGCAGUCGGAGGGGAACAACCAGUCUGCAGAAUGACCAGCUUCUGCAUCUUUGACAAGCACCAGCACGCAGUUCCUCUCGACAGUAAAAUGAUCGAAAGGUGUCACCACGUGUUCGUGGUUGGCCGUGCAAAGCCAGUUGGCGACAACAGCAUGGACACGGAAGGUGUGAUGUGUUUGGCAGGACCUCUGUACUCCUGGUGGCUCACUGGUUUCGGGAAAGGGGAGCAGCCUCUCAUUGGUCUCAGCUCCGAUCAUGCGGACUACUACCUGGGAGAGGAAGCCCCGUCCUACACUAGCCUGAUACGGCCCCUGCGUCGGAAGAUGUGCAUCACCAAGGUGGUUGUGGAGGCGGUCGCAAACAACCCCAGCUGUAACUACGAGGAACUAGUCAGCAUCGUUCAGGGUGCCAGCGUGUGGGGAGAGGGCGGCUUCACGGAGGAGGAGCUUCGCCACGAGGCUCGCUUCGUGUUGAGCCAAGUCUGCAGCUACGAUUCCGCCCGGGAUCACGGAGACGAAGAGACGGUGCUGUCGGCACCCUGCCUGCAGAGUCUGGUCAACCUGCGACGUAUGGCCGUCAUCCGCAUGAAUCAGAGUGAGGACCUGCAUGGCUACCGCAAGCCCAAGGACACUCUGGCCACUUCUACUCCGGUGGUGCAUAGAGUGCUGAGCCCGGCAUUCAAGGACCAGAUGGCGAGUUUGUCCUCAGCCAAAACGGUGAAGCAGGAUGACAGAAUGGCCACCUGCAACUCCUGUCUCGCUUGGAAGCAGGUGGGUGUUGAGGUUUCAAAAAAAACCUGUGGGAGAGUCGGCAAUGCUACGACUUUUCAGAGACGUCUGUCCUGUGGUGCCUACGUGUUUGCCAAGCGUUCCCCCCACUGCUGCCCCCGGGUGGGACAAGUGAUUUCAUUGUUUGAGAGGAAUGGUCGAAAGAUGGCUCAUCUGCAGUGGUUCUGUUAUUCUUCGGAGACUGUCCUGGAAGACAUAGCUGAUCCCUACGAGAUCUUCAUGGACAACAGUUGUGGGGACGUUGCACUGAACGACAUAUACAACAGGUGCCCCGCAAGUCAGAAGCUUUUCUUCGAGGAGUGGUUUGAAGAAGGUGGCAAACCCGAUCUGUCUGUAGGCACCAAGAAGAGCUACUAUUUCUCCAAGAUGUACCACUCGGACACUGGCCGAUUUGAAGACGUACCCAUGACUUUGCGUGAAGACGGCACAUUGAGAUACAUGUGCUACACGUGCUGCCAGAACGUCAAGAGAGAACCCGCAAAUGAGUGCUGUCUGAAGGAUGAAAUUCUCACCGACAAAAAUGGCAACGUGUCUUACUACUCUAUGAAAUGGAAUAUGAAGCGCUAUUUUGUUGGCGACUGUGUCUUCCUUAGUCCCGGAACAUUUGAUUUUGACUUGCCUCCAAAGAAUCAGCCUCAGCAAGGUGCUCAAGACAACUCUAAGAAACAUGCGCGGCCAUUUCAAAUCGGCUGCAUCGACUCCAUUGUUGCCUACAAGAAUGCGCAUCGUAUCUCCCUUUGUGUUCGCAAGUUCUACAGGCCUGAAGAUACUGAUCUCUGCAAAAUUCUGUCUUACGAGUCGGAUCUGAACCUCUUGUAUUAUUCCGAGGAAGUGGCAUCCGUCGACAUAAAGGCCAUCCAGGGGAAGGCUCCCGUUGUGUUCAAAGAGUCACCACAGAGUACGCCUGCCGGCAUGUGGUGCAUUGGGGACACCUUUGCAUUCUCACAGAUGUACUGUGCCGAGAAGAGAAUGUUGUGCGCCGUUCCAGCCGAGGCGCGGAAGAUUGGCUCCAAGUUAAAGAAGCACCAGAAACGAGGAGGAAGUGAACCAAGGUUGCGGACACUGGAGGCUUUUGCCGGCUGUGGCGGUAUCUCGUGCGGCUUGGAAGCAGUGGGCGUCAGCGACACCCUGUGGGCCAUCGAGAGCUUGGAAGUUGCAGCGCGAGCCUUUAGUCUCAACUUCCCGAAAGCUACAGUUUUUGUCCAGGACUGCAACUCCUUUCUCAAAGAGGUGCUCGAGGGGCAGGAGACCAAUGCCAAGGGCCAGAGGUUUCCUAAGAAAGGAGAGGUGGAUCUCCUGUGCGGUGGGCCACCCUGUCAGGGCUACAGCUUGCUUAACCGCCACAGGGGCAACUGGAACUCCAGACUCAAGAACUCACUGGUCUCAACACUGCUCAGCCUCUGUGACUACUACCGGCCGCGGUUUUUCCUCAUGGAGAAUGUGAAAGGCUUUAUUAGUGAAGAGAAGGGCCUGGUGAUGCAGCUCACGCUGCAAAGCCUGCUGCGCCUCGGCUACCAGUGCUGCUUUGGUGUGCUUCAGGCAGGGUCCUAUGGGCUGCCACAAGACCGGAAAAGGUUAGUCAUUUUGGCUGCGGCACCGGGAGAGCUACUUCCAAGGUUUCCAGAGCCAAAGACUUCCUUCCCGAGCAAUAAUUUUGUGACAGUAAAGGGAAAAAAGUUUGGUCCAACCACAACAUGGUGCACCAGCGCCCCACUCCGCACCAUCACACUGCGUGAUGCCAUAUCCGAUCUGGCGUCGUUGGAGCCGAGCGAUUCUGCUAGCUCUUUCUCCGAACCCAUGUCGUGUUACCAGCGAAUGCUGAAGGGGGACAGCAAGGGUCCGACCAGGGACCAUGUGCCUAAGCUGCUUACCCCGCUGGUGCAAGCCAGGGUCGACCACAUCCCCAAGGUGCCCCGGGCGAAUUGGAGGAGCCUUCCCAACAUCAAGCUGCUGUUACGGAAUGGCAAAUACACCAGGAAACUGGUGUAUCACAGCUUUGGACGGGGCGUCAGCGGCGUCUGCCCCUGCGCGGCGGGCAAGGCAUGCAGGCGUGAGGCAAUGCUGCAGCACCGAACGUUGAUCCCCUGGCGCUUGGUGCACAGGGACGAACGGCAAAAUGCGAGGCCCCACGCAGACAUCGAGCAAGCUUACCGUCGCCCACACUGGGACGACUGGAAGAGCACCCUGGUCACCGUGGUUUCGGCGGAGAAGAAUGCCAACAUCCACCCGUCGCAGAACCGAGUGCUCACACCACGAGAGUGUGCCAGGUUGCAAGGCUUCCCGGAUGCAUUUGCAUUGUUUGGGUCUACGGUAGACAGAUACAAACAGGUCGGGAAUGCCGUGCCCCCGCCUCUAGCUGCUGCCAUUGGCCAGAAGAUCUUGGAGUCAAUCACUUAAUAUUCUGGGCGACUUUCAGUAUAUCAAAGGAAGUGCAGUGUGUUGGAAGUUGAACCUUUUCUUACUGGGGGGGACCAGGUUGUCACUGGUAGUCGUCACCAAAACCUUGCAAUACUGUGCGAUUGUGUAGUUUUUGAGAGUAAAGAGUGAAUGUAGUUUUAUACAGUGUAAAAGAUGUAUAUGAGAUGGAAUGUGUAUUUUAAGAAAUACUAAUGUAAUGUGAAUUGGAUCAAGGGCAACGCUUUGUGCAUGUCCUUUGUUUAUAAGUUCAAACCCUUAAUUCAAGUAAUUCUAGCACUCGCAUGAACAACAUGCCAUUCUAAUUUGAGGGACGUUUUUAAACAGACUAAUAUUGAAAAGGGGAAGUUUGUAAAAAUAAUUUGCAGUUCAGAAGGAGCUGUGACAACAUUGUGCCCAACACUUAAGUCUCAUAGAACUGGUUUGGACUAGGCACACUUUCAUAGAUGUUUAUGCAAAGCUACCUCAAUCUUACUGCAUUGACAACUGUAUACAGCUGAGUCUAGCUUUGCACAUUCCCCUGCCCAUAAGGUCCGAUCAAAAAUGUAUAACAUGCUAGGUGGAACCCUGUUGCUUCGUGAAGAACACCUGCAUUACUCAUUGGUACAGUCAUAUUAUUAGACUCGCUACAACUUCUAAGAAGUUGUAGGUCAGUGUGGAUGUUGAGAGGUCUGAAUUACUCAGUCAAGUUCUGAUGCAUGUAUUAUUUUAAUGACAAGCUGUUUACAAAGGCUUGGAGAUUUUCUAUCAAUCCAUCAUGUUGUUAAUAUUUAACAAAUCUGUUAUGCUUAACUGAGCCAAUGAAAUUUGUGGCAUUUUUGUUUUCUUUUUCACUUUCAUUUUGAGAUUCUGUAGAUGAAGUUUUUUCUUCUUCUUUGUGUUUGUUGUAACCUAGCUUGUGGCACUUUGUAAGCCACUGCUCAAAGAUAGCAUAAUUUUACGUAAAUUUCAUAGCAUGCAUUUUUUACAAAAUUAAAAUUAUCAGUGAAAUCUCAUCCAAAAUAUAUGUAAGAAAAUGUUUGCAAUUGGAUUCCCCUAAUAGCUCUAAAUCGUUCGCACCUAGUUUAGCAGUCUAUGUGAAGGUUGAUUUAUUGAUAUGUCCCAGCAGACGCAGGAGUGUUCCUUUAGCUCCCAUGAAACUGUGUUUGUGGCAUUGCUGUUAUUCUUAUUUUUAUGAGAGCAUGACUUUAUUUGUGUGCCCGUAUGCGAGAAAUCUAGAUAUUUUUAGGUUUUAUUUUUAUUGUUAUUGUCCGUCCUUAAUGUCACCAGUUGCCCGAGUGCUACGCUUGGAACGACGUUGCCCAUGCUCUGUACAAUUCUUGUGAGGAGUUAAAAAAAAUACUGCCCAUUAUAGUGAUGUUCUUACACCUCUUUCUCUGUUUUAUAUGGAGCACUUUUUUGUCCAGGGAGUAAUGUUGGUACAUGUGUUCAUCGACGUAUUUCUCAGUCAUCUAUGCAAAUCCUCUGCCAACGAGAAAAGCACUUAGCACGCAAAUGAAAUAAAAGAACUCCUGUGGGCUAUCAUCACCGCUGAGUGGA
Messenger RNA from Ixodes scapularis (black-legged tick), 5699 nucleotides. RefSeq names its product DNA (cytosine-5)-methyltransferase 1. The transcript has 36 exons. Bases 36 to 4142 code for a protein of 1368 amino acids. The record is from RefSeq and is a predicted model, not a curated record. Gene Ontology annotation, molecular function: chromatin binding; methyltransferase activity. Lineage: Eukaryota; Metazoa; Arthropoda; Arachnida; Ixodida; Ixodidae. Gene Ontology annotation, cellular component: nucleus.